Penicillium cataractarum is the source of this 1806-nucleotide messenger RNA. Its product is annotated as DUF3176 domain-containing protein. Lineage: Eukaryota; Fungi; Ascomycota; Eurotiomycetes; Eurotiales; Aspergillaceae. The record is from RefSeq and is a predicted model, not a curated record. The transcript has 3 exons. Bases 1 to 1806 code for a protein of 601 amino acids.
AUGGCACCGAAACAACAUAUUGAACAACCCGCACCAGCUCCUACCAGCUCAAAUGAAGCAGAAAGCAAGUCGCUUGUAAAUUCCGACGCAGCCGAAGACAAUGCCCAGCCAAAAAUACACAAAAAGCCAUCUGUUUGGAAGCUAGUGACGAAAUUGUUCGCCUGGGAGCUACUGGCUGUGUUUCUGUCCACGGCCCUCCUGGCCGCUAUUAUCGGGAUAUUGGCCUCAUACAAUCACCAGCCCCAACCUAUUUGGGAUUAUACGUCGCUAAACUCGGUGAUAUCGUGGUUAAGUACCAUCUCUAAAGGAUGUGUCUUAUUCGCCAUUAGUGAGAGUCUAGGGCAGCUGAAAUGGCUAUGGUUCACCCAGAAGUCGAGGCCUAUGUCGCAUUUGCGUACCUUCGAUGCGGCUAGUCGAGGAGUUACCGGAAGCGCAGAGCUGAUCUGGAAUUUACGUGCAAAACACUUUGCUGCCACAGGAAGUCUGGCGGUCAUACUUGCGCUCGCCUUCGAUCCCUUCACCCAAAAUCUCAUACAGUAUUAUUCCAAGCUCACCCCUGAUGCCUCACAAACAGCAACUGUAUCAAAUAGUACUGGGUACGAUGUAAUCGGCUCACAAUAUGCCUUGGGAGGAGAGUCUUAUGUAGACCCAACGCUCAAAGCCAACGUCUACAAUUCAUUAUUCAACAGUGAUACCACGAAGCCAUGGUCAAUCCCCAACUACACAUGCAGCACCGGAAAUUGCACGUGGGAUCCCAUUUCUUCAUUGGGAAUGCAAGCGAUAUGUUCCAACGUCACAAAUUACUUGAACUUCGACUGCUAUACCAUUACCAAUUCUUCAUGGGCUGGCGACCAAAAUUGCACGAUAACCAUUCAAUAUAACUCCACGACAAGCGAUAUUUCUACCUACUACGUUGAGAACUCACCGAUGGCAAUCCCAAUCGCUAUAGGACGGGCUCAGCUUUCCAUCAUUCAAGAUGAUACCGCCUUUUCCCACAUGCACAUUAUUGCACCUGCCCAGUCCGUCGAGAACAUCUCCAAGUACACAAACACGACUCAGUGGCAAGCAAUGGAAUGUGUCCUCCAACCCAUAGUCCGAAGAGUUCGCCCAUAUGUCACUCAGGGCGUCUAUCACGAAGAAACAUUAUCUGUCUGGACAGAUGGUUCUAUCGACAAAAACUCGUCCGCGUACGUUCUGCGCCCUACUUGGGGACCGGAAAUGGGCAUCGCGCAUAACACGACUUUCAAGCUAUCAUCAACGGCAGCCCUUGCAAUGGACGAGUUUUUCCAUGGUUUCUUUGCCGGCACAGUGCAGACCAGCCUUCAGAGUAUUUCGUUUAUUCGAACGGAGUACUUUGAAUAUGCCAGCGCCGACUUUAUGCAGGCUAUUACAGUAUCAAAUAUUACCGGUUGCACCGCUACAGGAGCCGAAAGGUUUCGUUGUGCUAUGGAGAAUGGCGCUGCUGCGAUUUCAAAAACUUUUCGGGACUCGGCAUCUUCGUCAUCUGGUACAGAUGGAAACGCUACUACUGCGGGCCAGGCUAUGUCGAACGUGACGUAUGUUGUCGUGCACUGGCAAUGGAUUGCUCUGCCAGCACUGGUGUGGCUGCUAGGUAUUGUUACCUUGGUAGGCACCAUGAUGAAGAGUCGGAGAGCCGUGGUCCCGAUGUGGAAAAACGAUGUGAUGCCGUUGUUAUUUGUAUACGAAGGGGGCCAGAAUGUACAACCUCCAGCUGAUGGGGAACUUGAGAAUAACCAGAGGGUGAAGUUGUAUAAUUCGGAGGGUAGGAUCAUGCUAGGUGAAUGA